AUGGCCCCUCAAGCUGCCGACAAGGCGUCGCCCUACCAGCUCCCGCAGUCCCGGCAUGUGUCCCUGAGCUCGCUCCAAUUGACGCCUCGGGCACGCGAGCUCUCCUCGCGACAAAGCGGCCUGCCGUCGCCCGCGCAGACGCCGCACAGCGCGUACUUCCAGAUCGACGAGCCCGAGGUGGUGCCGGCCAAGUCGUACGACCUGCCGGUGGACCACAAGCAGUUCGACCGGGCCACGGCCAUCAAGCCGUCCAGCAUGCUGCGGCCGCACAUGCGCAUCUUCUACCUGUCGUGGAUGUCGGGCAUCAUGGGCUUCAUCGGCUGGUACGCCAUCCCACCGCUCAUGCCGGUGAUCAAGACGCAGCUCGGACUCACGGACGGAGAGGUGCUCAACUCGGAUAUUGCGAGUACAGCCAGCACCAUCUUCUCCCGCAUUGCGUCCGGCCCGCUGCUUGAUCGGUAUGGCCCGCAGGUAGUGCAGAGCUCAGUGCUCUGGUUCGGAGCCAUCCCCAUCAUCUGCGCUGCAUUCGUCAACUCGACCACGAGUCUGCUCAUCGUGCGGUUCUUCAUCGGCCUGGUGGGCUGCGUCUUCGUCUCCAGUCAGUACUGGACCACCAUCACCUUCGCCCGCAAUGUGGCCGGCACGGCCAACGCCAUCACCGGCGGACUGGGCUUGUCUGGUAUCGGCUUCGCCUUCCUGGUGCUGCCGUUCGUGUACGAGGCCAUCACUUUGGGCGGCCACGUCUCGGACGACCUGGGCUGGCGAAUCACCAUCGCCCUGCCUGCCGUGCUGAUGAUUAUCAUGGGCACUGUGAUCCGCUUCACCGUUGAUAGCUGUCCGACGGGCGACUUCCAGGAGCUCAUGAACACCAAGCGUCAAGCAGAGCAGAGUGGCCGGGCCGCUCCUGCUCGCAUCAGCAUCAGCGCCAGCUCCAGUGUCCUCCCCAUGACGCAGACUGCUGCAGGUGAACAGCCCAAGCCUAUGAGCAUGCUGCAGUCCUUCAAGAUCGUGCUAACAGACCUGAAUGUCCUGGUCAUGAUCGCGCAGUACGCCGCGUGUUUCGGCACUGAGCUACAGCUCAACAACAUGGGCGCGCUCUACUUCUACACGCAGUUCACUAAGAAGGGCUGUACCCCCACCGGUGGUACCCUGUGCUACUUGCUGUCCAAGACGAACGCCGCGACAGUGGCGUCGUCCUUUGGCCUCAUGAACAUGUUCGCUCGCGCUCUGGGCGGCCUGGCCUCCGACGCAGUAAACCGCCGACUGGGCAUGCGUGGCCGGCAGUGCGUGCAGUUCACGCUGCUCUGUAUCUUGGGCGCACUGGUGAUCACUCUGAGUCAAUUGGACUCGCUCGGCUCCUGCAUAGCGCUGUAUGUGCUUGUGGCCAUUGCCGCACAGGCCACGGGCGGGUCCACGUACGGCAUCGUGCCGUAUCUGAACGAGCAGCACACCGGCACCGUCAACGGCUUGGUCGGUGCCGGUGGCAACCUGGGCGGCGUGAUCUACGGCAUCAUCUUCCGUAGCACCACCGGCUACAGCACGGGGCUGCUCUACACGGGCAUCAUCAUUUUGGCCUGCGCUCUGCUCACGCCGCUGCUGCGGUUCCCUCACCUGCAGCAGGAGCAGGAACCGGAGGACCGUCACCACGAAGGCUCCAAACGUUCACACAGCACCAUGUACCUUGAGGACGAACCCUACGAGUAA
Phytophthora sojae is the source of this 1704-nucleotide messenger RNA. RefSeq lists its product as hypothetical. Gene Ontology annotation, biological process: transmembrane transport. Gene Ontology annotation, molecular function: nitrate transmembrane transporter activity. Lineage: Eukaryota; Oomycota; Peronosporomycetes; Peronosporales; Peronosporaceae. The record is from RefSeq and is a predicted model, not a curated record. The transcript has a single exon. The coding region runs from base 1 to 1704 and encodes 567 amino acids.